This is a messenger RNA of Ochotona curzoniae (black-lipped pika), 1257 nucleotides long. RefSeq names its product serpin family A member 9 (gene SERPINA9). Gene Ontology annotation, molecular function: serine-type endopeptidase inhibitor activity. Lineage: Eukaryota; Metazoa; Chordata; Mammalia; Lagomorpha; Ochotonidae. Bases 1 to 1257 code for a protein of 418 amino acids. The record is from RefSeq and is a predicted model, not a curated record. The transcript is spliced from 4 exons. Gene Ontology annotation, biological process: negative regulation of endopeptidase activity.
AUGGUAGCUUCCCUUUAUCGAGUUCUCUUGAUUGUUGGCCUCUGUGUGGCAACGUGCUGUGUGCCCCCGUCCAGCAGCCCUGGGGGAGGAUGCCUCCACCCCUCCUCUGUGAAGAGCAGUCCUGCUUCCCAGGUAACUUCUGGCAACACCGACUUUGCCUUCCGCCUGUACAGGAGGCUGACAGUGCAGAGCCCAGGUCGCAACGUCAUCUUCUCCCCCGUGAGUGUCUCCACAUCCCUCGCCAUGCUGUCCCUGGGGGCCCGCUCAGCCACCAAGACCCAGGUCCUCCAGAGCUUGGGCUUUAACCUCAGCCUCACACCAGAGCCCGCCAUUCACCAGGCCUUCCAGCACCUCAUCCGCUCCCUGAACAUGUCCAGCAGUAACCUGGGCUUGAAGAUGGGCAGCGUCCUGUUCCUCCGGGAGGAGCUGCAGCUCCAGGCGAGUUUUGUGGCUAGUGUCAGAAGGUUGUACAAGUCGAACGUCUUCUCCAUAGAUUUCUCUGACACGGCCACUGCCCAGCAGAGGAUCAACAGCUAUGUGAAGAAGGAGACCAAAGGAAAGGUCGUGGAUGUGAUCCACAGCCUGGACCCUCUGACCGCCAUGGUCCUGGUGAACCACAUUUUCUUUAAAGCCAAAUGGACAAAGCCUUUUAACCCUACAGUCACGAACAUGAGUUUUCCAUUCUUGGUGGGAGACAGGGCCCCCGUGCACGUCCCCAUGAUGCACCAGGUGGAGACAUUUGGUUUCGGGAUGGAUCCAGAGCUGAACUGCUCUGUGCUACAGAUGCACUACAAGGGGGAGGCCGUGGCCUUGUUUGUUCUGCCUGCCAAGGGCAAGAUGAAACAGUUGGAAUGGGCCUUGUCUGCCAGCCGGCUGAGGAAGUGGAGCCAGUCACUGCAGGAGAGGUGGAUAGAGGUGUUUAUUCCCAAGUUUUCCAUAUCUGCCUCCUAUGACCUGGAGACCAUCCUCCCAAAGAUGGGUAUCCACAAUGCCUUUGACAAAAAUGCUGACUUUUCUGGAAUCACCAAAAGACACUCCCUGCAUGUCUCCAAAGCUGCCCACAAGGCUGUGCUGGACAUCAGCGAGGAGGGCACUGAGGCUGUAGCAGCUACUGUGGCCAAGCUCACAGUCCGGUCCAAGGAUGGCUCCUCCCACCACGUUCUUUACUUCGACAGGCCCUUCCUGUUGCUGGUCAUAAAUACGGCCACUGAUGCUAUUCUCUUCCUAGGCAAAGUUGAAAACCCCACUCAGGCCUAG